AAUGAAUUGAUAACUCAACUUGAAAAAACACAAUGUCAUUUGAAUCGAGAAUAUGGAAAUGAAUUGAUUAUAGAUGACCUUGGUAAUGUGCAGCAUGAUAAUUGUAUUGAACAUUGUUUAAACUUUGCAUUUGAUAAUAAUUCUUUAUUUUCAGAUAAUAAUGCUUUAUUUUUGAAUAAUAAUUCUUUAUUUUCAGAUAAUAAUGCUUUAUUUUUGAAUAAUAAUUCUUUAUUUUCAGAUAAUAAUGGUUUUGAUGAACAAGAUAAUUAUGAAUCAUGUUUUGUUGAUAAGCAUAAUUAUUGUCACCGACAUUUUGAUAAAUAUCUUCAGAGUUUUGAUGAAUUGUAUUAUGAACCAUAUUUUGGCGAACGUAAUUAUUAUUAUGAUAAAUUUCUUCAGGGUUUUGAUGAACAAGAUAAUUAUGAAUCAUAUUUUGUUGAUAAGCAUAAUUAUUGUCACCGACAUUUUGAUAAAUGUCUUCUGGGUUUUGAUAAAUUGUAUUAUGAACCAUAUUUUGGCGAACGUAAUUAUUAUUAUGAUAAAUUUCUUCAUGGUUUUGGUUUUGAUGAAUAA
Messenger RNA from Entrophospora sp. SA101, 573 nucleotides. Lineage: Eukaryota; Fungi; Glomeromycota; Glomeromycetes; Entrophosporales; Entrophosporaceae. The record is from the annotation of a GenBank genome assembly.